AAUGCGCAAAUAUGACACUGACGUCCGAUUGAACUUCGAUUUACAGAAAUUCGCUGCGUGAUUUUGAUAUCACGUUAUUUAGUUUUAGAUUAGUUAAUUUAGUUGUUGUUAUUCAAAAUGUCUCUAUUCGGUGAUAUCUUGCAAAAAAAUGAAGAGAAAAGGAGCCAACCCAGCGGGAACCUAUCCCCGUACCUCAAUUUCGACCCGAAUUAUAUACCGAAAAUGCAACCGGAAUUUCUUUACCCUGACGACAGCCACAUGGCAUCCACUGCACGAAGGUCGAACGUCGCUUUACCCAUCAUCGGAAUGUCAUUCAUGACUGGUUCAGGUCUUGGUGGAAUGACAGGAUUUUACAAAGGAUUGAGAGCAACAACACUCGCAGGACAAAUAGGCAAAGUGAGAAGGACUCAGAUUGUCAACUAUGUUAUGAAACAAGGCACGACAACUGGCUGCACUCUAGGCAUCAUCGCAUCAUUCUACUCAUGCAUAGCGCUCGGCGUCACUUGGUUACGCGAUAAAGAAGACACGGCCAACACCUUCAUAGCAGCCACAACCACAGGCGUCAUCUACAAAAGUACCUCCGGCCUUCGCUCCAUGGGCCUCGGCGCUGUAGUCGGGCUCACCCUCGCCGGAGUGUACACAUUAGUCACAGACAAUGAUAACAUAUGGAGCAAAGCACGAUACAACAGAUUGUGAUCUGAUUACACCGCCUACAGGAGUUAUGUAUAUAGACUGUUAUGUUAGUUUUUAUGUUAUCAGCCCAGGGAUCUCAAGCGGACUGGACUUAUGGGCCAUGUCCUGUCCCUUAGGGAUCGUGGGCGACCUGUUGCACGACAGUAUCCCUCCCGUGUCGAGACAGGAGAACCGUGAUAAGCGUUAAUAAAUAAAUGUUUGCAAAAUUAAAAUUGUUUAUUCGUUACAGUGCGUUGUUUGUACAAUGUUCUGUAUAUACAAAAUGGCCGAAAACUGUCCUGGCGAAUUAAUGACAAAAUAUUAAUGAUGUUAACAAUUUUGAGAACAAAUAUCGCCAUGAUAGUUUUCGAGUAAUGAAUUGGCGACGCGUUACGAGAACCUUAACAUUUACGCAAUACGAGAAAGUGAUUUCUCUUGCGCAGGCGCGUGCACGCGUCGCCCAUUCAUAAAAUAAGUCAUGUAAACAAUUUCGCUGUUGAUUAAAAAAAUAAAUUAUUGAGCAAACAAUUCCGGAUUGUAAACAGCUCGUACAGAA
Manduca sexta (tobacco hornworm) is the source of this 1228-nucleotide messenger RNA. It is a transcript of the gene Tim23, whose product is annotated as mitochondrial import inner membrane translocase subunit Tim23. Gene Ontology annotation, biological process: protein import into mitochondrial matrix. Gene Ontology annotation, molecular function: transmembrane protein transporter activity. The transcript has 3 exons. Gene Ontology annotation, cellular component: mitochondrial inner membrane; TIM23 mitochondrial import inner membrane translocase complex. Lineage: Eukaryota; Metazoa; Arthropoda; Insecta; Lepidoptera; Sphingidae. The record is from RefSeq and is a predicted model, not a curated record. The coding region runs from base 118 to 696 and encodes 192 amino acids.